Messenger RNA from Myxocyprinus asiaticus (Chinese sucker), 2441 nucleotides. It is a transcript of the gene yy1b, whose product is annotated as YY1 transcription factor b. The transcript has 5 exons. The record is from RefSeq and is a predicted model, not a curated record. Gene Ontology annotation, molecular function: DNA-binding transcription factor activity, RNA polymerase II-specific; RNA polymerase II cis-regulatory region sequence-specific DNA binding. Gene Ontology annotation, cellular component: PcG protein complex; transcription regulator complex. Bases 98 to 1177 code for a protein of 359 amino acids. NCBI's taxonomy places the organism in Eukaryota, Metazoa, Chordata, Actinopteri, Cypriniformes, Catostomidae. Gene Ontology annotation, biological process: regulation of transcription by RNA polymerase II.
UGCGGGACGUGACUUCAUGUCAGAAGUGGAGUGUACAGAGCGCGCGCGCGUGUGUAUGUUUUAACGCAUAAAGAACGCAAAGCUGGCGGACUUCGACAUGGCAUCGGGCGAAACGCUCUACAUCGAGACGGACGGCACGGAGAUGCCCGCGGAGAUCGUGGAGCUGCACGAGAUCGAGGUGGAAACGAUCGAGACGACGGUGGUCGGCGGAGAUGAAGACGACGAGCAGCAGCCCAUGAUCGCGCUGCAGCCGCUGGUUACCGACGACCCGUCGCAGGUCCACCACCAGGAGGUGAUUCUGGUCCAGACCCGCGAGGAGGUGGUCGGCGGGGACGAUUCGGAUCUGCGGGCGGACGAUGACUUCGAGGACCAGAUCCUCAUCCCGGUGCCCGCGCCCGGCGCCGAGGAGGAAUACAUCGGGCAGACUCUGGUGACAGUCGCGGGGAAGAGCUCCGUGGGGCGGAUGGGGAGAAAAUCGGGCGCGGGCGGCAAGAAGUCGGGCAAGAAGAGCUACCUGAGGGCGGCGGAGGCCACCGGGAGGAAAUGGGAGCAGAAGCAGGUGCAGAUCAAGACGCUGGAGGGGGAGUUCUCCGUGACGAUGUGGGCAUCGGAUGACAAGAAGGACAUUGAUCAUGAGACGGUGGUGGAAGAACAGAUCAUUGGGGAAAACUCUCCUCCUGAUUAUUCUGAAUACAUGACAGGAAAGAAACUCCCUCCUGGAGGAAUCCCAGGAAUCGACCUGUCAGAUCCCAAACAGCUGGCAGAGUUUGCCAGAAUGAAGCCGAGGAAAAUCAAGGAGGAUGACGCGCCGAGAACGAUAGCGUGUCCGCACAAAGGCUGCAGUAAAAUGUUCAGGGAUAAUUCAGCCAUGAGGAAGCACCUUCACACUCACGGCCCUCGAGUUCACGUGUGUGCCGAAUGUGGGAAAGCGUUUGUGGAGAGCUCCAAAUUAAAACGUCAUCAGCUCGUUCAUACAGGAGAGAAACCUUUCCAGUGUACGUUUGAGGGCUGUGGGAAACGCUUCUCGCUGGACUUUAAUCUCCGGACGCACGUCCGAAUUCACACCGGCGACCGGCCCUACGUUUGCCCGUUUGACGGCUGCAAUAAAAAGUUUGCUCAGUCCACCAACCUCAAAUCGCACAUUCUAACACACGCGAAAGCCAAAAACAACCCAUGAACACUUGCGUUCUCUCGUGUCCUAAAGCCCUGACGCUCCGCAUCUUCACACUGGAGAUAUAUGAACCAAUGCUCCGCUAGUUCUCUCAUAAGGAAUGAAAUCAGUGAACUUCAAGGAAUUUCCAUGAAUUGUGGUGACUGUAAAAGACAAAAAAAGCAAAAUCCUCCAUUCAAAUCGACUUCAUGACCUGGUUCUCCUGGUUGAGGAACCAAACUGACCUUCCAGAGCCCCUCGCGUUCAGUAAGACGGCAUGUUGCAGAUGGUGAAUGUGGCUCGUGCAAACCCUUCGACAGACGAUGCUUUUUACCACAAUGACAGAUGAGAACAUUUGGACUUUGCUUCAUUUUUCCACUUUUACUUCAGUCUCUCUGGUCUUCAUAGAUAUAUAGCUUUUAAUUUUGUAUUUCUCCAAGUGUGCAUAUUGUACACUUAUUUUUGGGAUAUGCUUCAUAAUGCUACUUUGUGAUCAUUAAUUAUCCCUGAGAAUUUAAGACUUGUGAAGUGUUCUUCACAGACGGGGUGAUGAUAUCAGUUACUGUUAAGUCUUUGUUUUCCUGUAAUCUAACCAUUAAUGAAUCUGAUGUAAGUGUAUUGAACGGCUGUUGAGAUCAUGUAGAAUUGUGUUGCGGUGUGAGUUUGACGUGCUUUCUUGCGUUAGUCUUCAGUUGUUGUCCUGGAUUGAUUGUACCACAGGAAGGACAGAAUUCGUUCAGCUGUCUCACCACGGUAAAUUUCAGUGUUAUCCGUCGCCUUUUCUUUGUUAGAAUGUAUUGUAAAGGUCCAAACCAUGAACUAUUCUUUGUUAAUAUUUACACUUAUAUUUACACCUCACCUGUACUUCAGCAAGCUACUAUAAAAAAAUAUAUAAUAAAAAAAAGACAUAUUUUUUUGUCAUAUUAAUUUGCUUCAUUUGGUUGUGUGAAAUGACACUGACUUUGAAUUAUGGCAUGAAAUGUCAAAUUGAACAUGCAUUAGGAAACGCAGUUUGUUCAUGUUUUGGAAGAAGGAUGGCACAAGCACACCAUGUUUUCAUGUAAAGUAUUUGGCAAAAUCACAUUGUCAGGUUUCAGAUGAUAAAAAAGACAAGAAUGGAAUACAAGAAGUAUUGUGACAUUUUGAGUUUGUCAAAUAAUGGAAUUUUAUUAAUCCAAUAUAUUAACACAGAUAUACCUGGGUUUACUCCUACUAUGCCGUUUUACAUUUUUAUGUUAAUAUUUUGAAAAUAAAUCAAUUUAAUUCACAAUUUUUGAAAGAUGAAAAAUAU